CUCCGCGCGUGCAGCAUAUACCGGCACCGAGAGACGGAGGGACGAGAAAGGGGGAGAGAAAGCGAGAGAGGAGCAGAGGAAGCGUGCGAUUGGGAAAACCCUUCGUGGUGGCGAACCAAAAUGACAGAGAUCGGCCGGGUCAAAGUUCGCGAAACUUUUAAUCAACAAACUGCAAAGUCGUAAACCAACAAGAUGCAAAUAAAGUUGAAGCAUAAGUUCGCGCUAAUAUUAAUGUUCAACGAUUGCUAAUUCGAUGUGUAAAAAAAUCAUUGCGACAGGGUGAAAUGUAAGCUGGUUAAGCGGGAGUGAUUUAUUCGGAUAAUCGAUGCAAUGCCCCGAAUUUGAAGCGCUGUCAUCGCCUUCCAAGUGGCUCCCCUUAACUCGCCAUUCGCUAUCGGUUCUCAAGGAUAUUUGUGGAUUUUUUUCAGUGUUGAUCACCCACCCCUGUUCGCAUAUCUCUCGCGGUAUCGUAACCCCUCGUCUCAUCUUUAAAAUGUGCGGUUAUGGUAGCAACGGCUGAACCAGAGUGUCAGGAUACGUCCUCCCUUGGAAGCCUGACGCGUGCUCCACUUCCUACGAUUUUAAACACCGAGGUGUACGAGGGGCGGUGGUGGCGGCGGUGGCGGUUUAACGCGCAGACCAAAAGCCGUCUCGUACCAUUCGCUGAAUUCUCUCGAUCCAGGAGGAGAGCAGUAAAAUUGAUGUGGCCAACAGACGUCGUGUAACAUGAAGACUGAUCAUCUGCCAAUAUUCACUGGAGUAUGUGCCCAGCUGAUAAUUCUCGGUCUCGUUGUUCGGGUCGAGCCAUUGGACAUACGAUCAUGUAACUCGGUGCUUGGAAUGGAGUCCGGAAGGAUUCCGGACACGGCCAUCAGCGCCUCAUCCUCGUAUGUGACGAACGUUGGUCCGCGAUACGGACGUUUACGGAAAGAAACUGCCGGCGGUGCGUGGUGCCCGAAGCGGCAAAUCGAAAGUGGAGUACGCGAGUGGCUCCAAGUCGAUUUCGGCAACCCCCACGUCGUUACGGCCGUCCAAACGCAGGGUCGCUACGACCAUGGACGUGGACAAGAAUACGUCGAGGAAUACACCAUCGAAUAUCGGAGACCCGGCUUCGAGGAGUGGCGAGAAUACAAACGCUGGGACAGCAGAAAGAUCUUCGUCGGUAACAGUGACACCUCUACAGUCGUUUCUCACGAGCUCGUGCCACCUAUAUUCGCCAAUGAGAUACGAGUUCUUCCGCACUCGAUUCACAGACGUACAGUUUGCCUGAGGAUCGAGCUCAGAGGCUGCAAAGACGAAAGCGGCGUCGCAAACUACACAAUACCCGAAUCACCGGUCGAAGAACUUGGCGACGUCUCCUACGACGGACGGAGAAUCGAUGGCGUCUUGACUGAUGGACUCGGUCGCCUGAUCGAUGGCGAAACCGGUGCUGAUAAUUACAGACUCGACAUUGGCUACGGACGAGGCACUGGAUGGGUUGCCUGGAUGAGGGACAGCUUCAGCGACGACUGGGUCGAUCUCAUCUUCGAAUUUUACGACGUUAAGAUCUUCGAUGCCGUCCAUAUUUACACGAACAAUUACUUCUCUCGUCACGUCCAGGUAUUCUCCAGAGCAGAAGUCUCUUUCACGGAAGAUAACGAAUUUUAUGAGGACGAUGAACCACUCUCGUAUUCCUACAUACCUGACAUUGUGCUCGAGAACGCUCGUAACGUUUCGAUCGCUCUGCACGGACGUAGGGCGCGGACGAUCAAGCUUCGCUUGUAUUUCGCUAAUCGAUGGAUCAUGAUAAGCGAGAUCAUCUUUGAAACGUCCAAUCCGUAUGAAAACACCACUGUGGAUAGUGGAGCUGCGGACACUUCGAAUGGACGAGGACCGACGAACCCACAAUUGGAUCUCAAUUUGCAAACGAUAACGGCUCGUGAGGAAGAUCAGGAGUACGUGCAAGUGCUAAUAGGCGUAUUAACGGCAAUCACGCUUCUAUUGUUACUCGUUUUCGUAAUUAUUUUGCUACUGAGCCGACGUCACAAGCUCCAGAGCUCGCCAACCGUAUUAAAAAAUCCAUUCGGCUUCGCCGUUAACAUGAAGGACAUUCUUCUCAAUCUCACGCCGAGCAGCAUGCUCAACGACAAUGGACGCGCCUCGCCCGAACCUCCCGAGGAAGAUGCCAGUAUCCACGAAUCUUUGACGAUGGAACAAUUCGAUUCACCGCUCGUUGGAUCACCUUACAAAGCUACUUACGCAGCCGUCGUUAAUUCUGAUCCACCAAAAGAAGUAAAUACCGUUGAAAUACUGGAGCAAGAGGCAAGUCCCGGACGAACGGAUUCCAGAGGAGUUAAUUAUCCGGUUCCGGGACCGGCGAGCAGUUCUUCCUCACCGGCAUGUUCACCAGCUCGACACUCCCAACAUUACAGAACGCUUCAGCUCCAUUCGAACAGCUCUGCGAGCAGACCUAGUACGACGUCAAUCUCUUCGAAUUAUCAAAGAGACUCGGUCGAUCCUGCUAACUCGAAACGAUGGCACACUGCCCCCAAAGAAAAGCACAAGGUACCCGCACCGAUCGUAAGCUGGAAUAUAGCCCCCAGCAUGAACAAACCGUACAAGUGCAAGGAGAUUGAACCCACAGAUAUUCCACGCGAAUGUUUACGAACCGUGGAAAAACUCGGGUCGAGUCACAUAGGCGAGGCAAUAAUAUGCGAAUCCGUAUCACUGGACGAGGUGGUAACGGGCGCAGGCAGGCUCGUCGUGGCAAGAAUCCCCUCGACGAAUACAGAGCGUGCAAAUUCUGCUCGUACGAGCGAAACGAUGCGGGAGGUCCGGUUUCUUUCCUGCCUGAGUGAUCCAAAUAUUGCGAGAAUUUUGGGCAUUUGUAAUGCCACGGAGUCGUCACCUUGCUGGACUAUUAUGGAGUACACGGAGCUUGGAGAUUUGGCACACUAUUUGCAGUACAGCGUUCCCCUCACGGGAACACUGAGGCCAACUUGCAAUCUCAAAGCCCUCAGUCAAAAUUGCCUGUUGUAUAUGGGUGCGCAAAUAGCAUCGGGGAUGAGAUUUCUCGAAUCGAAGAAUCUCGUUCACAAGGAUCUGGCAGCGAGAAAUUGUCUCGUCGGACGUUGCUACAGCGUGAAAGUGACGGACAUCGCAAUGUGCAGCGACCUUUACAAGAAGGAUUACAGUGACAUAGGUGGCAGACCACCGGCGCCAAUUAGAUGGUUGCCGUGGGAAAGUGUACUUCUCGACAGGUACACAUGCGCCAGUAGCGUUUGGUCUUUCGCUGUUACGCUCUGGGAAGUGAUGUGUCUCGCACGUGAGAAGCCGUUCCAGCAUCUUACGAACGAGCAAGUUAUACAGAACGCAGAGGUCAUGUAUUACGGUGGAGAAUUACAAGUUUUACUGCCAAAGCCAACAAUGUGUCCGGAUGAGGUUUACAGAGUGAUGUGCUCCUGCUGGAAGAGAGACGAGACGACGAGGCCGAGUUUCAAGGACAUCGCUGCCUUCAUGAAAAAGAUUAUCGCCGAUUAUCGUCCCACGGCAUAAUCUCCUGCUCGACUGUGAUAUAUCAAACAAACAAAAUAAAUGAUGAAGCCCGAGAAAAGGCGCGUGUAAACACCACAGCCAUAUUUUUCCCUUCGUUCUCCAUUCGUACCUCCUCUUUUCGGGGCUUCGGUAUACCGAAACGCGAUCGACUAACUGAGCGAAAAGACAGAAAGCUACUCGAAAAACGAUCGCCGAACUAAAAAUAUGAAAAAUUAUUUCAUAUACGGACUAGAAAACGAACGAAAUAUCCGUUUCGACAGAUCAAUGUGUGGAAGGAUGUACAAUCGUUAGCUCUUAAGUCGAAUUAUAAAUUACUCAAGUUAUCCAACGAAACGGAGAUUGAUACGACGAAUGAAAUAUACGCAAAUACAUAUUUCAUGUAUACGGUGUUGUCGCGGAUUUUCGUAAAAUUUAAGAUGCUUCGCACGUACAGUCUCAGCCGAAGAUAUUCGUUAGAAGCAAAAAAAAAUCUUUUCUACUCAAAUGAAACAAAUUUCUGAGUCGAUAAAAAGUUUCACACCGAAAAACAUUUUUUUUCGGUUCAACAAAAAGCUUCGAACAAUUUUCUGGUUUUGCUAAUAUCUAUUUUCUGUUGAAUAAUAAAACGAUAAAAAUACAUUAACGAAUCGCUGGAAUUCGACAAAUAAUUGGCCAGUUUUAUCAAAUUUUUUUUGUGCUUUCUUCUCAUAGUUUUAGAAUUUUUUCAAAUUGCUGUUGCUUAUUCGAUGUUACAGCAAAAAAUGUUAGACUCGAGUUUUUUUUCAAUUUCUUUACUUCUGUGAUGAGAAAGCCAACAGCGUUUCAUGAAUUGCGAUAUUCCCAUGGAUAUUAGUACAAUUGAACAAAAUGUAAAAAAAUAUUGCUGUAAUUGUGAGAAGCAUCCUUAAAAAUGUGCAGGAAGUACACUCGACUCUGAACUCACCGCGUGAGUUGAUUUUCUUCAAAUUUUCUCUAUUUUCGUUCGAAAUUUUAAAAAUCCGGCUCACGUCGCUGGGCGUGAAUGAUUUACUUGUAAAUAGUCGAGAAGACGACCGUAUUUUUCGUUUUUCUCAAACAAAGCGUCACUUACCUCAACCCUUUAUCGAAAAAUUAGUUUACAUCAAUGAAAAGUGAGGAGAGAAACAUUUUUUUCUAGACUCGACUGUACCUUCGUUUACAAAACGCGAGGCACAAGAAUAAAACAGCAAAUCAUAUUAAUAACGUGUAUUAUUAAAACAAUAUUCAAGACUCGUUCGGCGCAGAAGGUGAAUAAAAAUGGAAUGAAAAGUGACUCCCAUUGCACGAGAAUAAGUCACAUUACGAUUCAAACUUCUCGAUCUCAAUCAAAAUUUUAUUUCAUUCGUCACCAUUCACAACAAAAUAAGUGGAACAAGAAAAAACAAAAGUCGAAAAAUCCAUCAUUCGAACGCAUGAUCCCAUCUCUCCAGGAUUCUCAAUUCACUUAAUUUCACUCAGACUUUAAACUUUACCAAUAACUAAACUAAAAAGUCCUAAAUUAAACAACAUAACAGUGAACGCAGUGGCCAGCUGUUGUAUGAAAGAAAGUUCUAGUCAGUUCGAUCACGUGUUAUUUCUACGAAGAACGAGUGAAGACGUGCAAUGGCAUGAUUUUAAAUUGAAAAUAAAAAAUAUAUAUACAUAUAUAAAUAUGAAGAAACCGAAAUCAAUGUACAGUAUUGUUAAUGUUCAUAACGACCGAGUAAUAGAUGUACGACUAUAAAUUAGAUAUAUAUAAAUAUGUAUAUGACCUACGAAUAUUAGUAUCACGUAAAUCCGCCGAUCUGUAAAUAUAUAUCGUACGAUAGAUUAAUUACGUUAUCAAGAUGAUUGCUGGUAUCAUCUUCACACUGUGAUGCAUCUCUCACCUCAUUAUCUUAUUUUAUUUCUUCUUUUUCACUCACUUGUUUGAUCUUUUUUUUUUUAUGUAUUUUUGUGUCAGCGAAAAAGGUUUGUCAAACGAAGCCAUUUUCGGGUUCAUAUAUUUCGUGAAGAUUUUUACCAGUGAUCUCUGGUUGUACUAAAACUCUUACAGUACAAUUUAUUCCAGACAAAUCAGACUCGAAACAACCACGAAGAAAUGUACGACUGGACACGAUAUGUAACGACUCACAUAUCUUAGAUUUUAAUAUAUUUAUCGGUUCCUCAACGAAAUAAAGAAAAUUUCUGCCAAUUUGUUGUUGUUGUUUUUUUUUUUUUUUUUUUUUUUCAUUAUUUGUCGAGCUGAAGAUAAACGUUCUUGACUCUUCGUUUUUUUUUAAAUAUUUUUUAAAAACUUUUUUUAAAAUUUGUUGCGAUUCCAUCUGGGACAAAAAUGAAGUAUUUCCGGUUUUUCCUUUUCCGCGCCUCCCAUGCUCUGUUGAUAAUGUUGUGGGAUGAUGAAAAUAAGUCAGCCUGUAAAUUUAUGUGUAUGAAAUGAAAUUGUACGUGAAAUCUCACACUCAGAGCCCAAAUCGUUGCUAUUUUUUCUUCAAUUACUAAUUACAAGUGGCAAAAAUGUUCGAGGACUCAUUUCAAUCGGGGGAAAAUGUAUACAAUUGAGUUGUACGAGUAAUUGCGUAUGUACAGUCGAAAUUAUCGACAUUCUGGUCUCGAACGCUCGGACAAAAGUGAUAAGAGUGUUGAAAAAUUCUUUUGGACUGAGAAAAAGCAAGAUAAACGUUUAUUGAUGACAGCCAACAAUUGUUUCGUAUCAGAAUUUUCCCGAGGAACGAUGGAAAAUAGUUAAAUGAAGAUCGACAAUUAGGAACUGUGGAUAUUCGAUCGUGGAAAAACUAUUUAAGGCUCCUCAAAAAAACGAUCUUCAGUUAAACUGCAAUCAUUGAUGAUCGAACUCUUGAAAUCGAUCAAAAUCUCGACCAGCGCGAAAUGCGCGUACACGUAAACAUAUCCUUACACUCACUAGCAAAAUUCAUGACUCUCGUUCGUGAAACGAGCUCGUGAAAUUUCCUCUGUAUACGCCCUGUAUGAAAAGUGUGCGUUUGUGCCUGAGUGCGGAGCGUGUGCUUAGACACUUUCAAAAACGACGUUUCAACCGUCGAAGAAAGAAAUCAUAAAUUGUAAAUCCUACAAAGCUUCGGAGGGUGUCGCCAAUAAAAUGUUAGAUAAGGAGGAAUA
This is a messenger RNA of Venturia canescens, 6648 nucleotides long. RefSeq names its product discoidin domain-containing receptor 2-like. The transcript has 17 exons. NCBI's taxonomy places the organism in Eukaryota, Metazoa, Arthropoda, Insecta, Hymenoptera, Ichneumonidae. Gene Ontology annotation, molecular function: ATP binding; collagen binding; protein tyrosine kinase collagen receptor activity. Bases 727 to 3534 code for a protein of 935 amino acids. Gene Ontology annotation, cellular component: plasma membrane; signaling receptor complex. The record is from RefSeq and is a predicted model, not a curated record. Gene Ontology annotation, biological process: positive regulation of phosphatidylinositol 3-kinase/protein kinase B signal transduction; multicellular organism development; positive regulation of neuron projection development.